Messenger RNA from Aspergillus tubingensis, 921 nucleotides. Its product is annotated as PHD finger domain protein. The coding region runs from base 1 to 921 and encodes 306 amino acids. The record is from RefSeq and is a predicted model, not a curated record. The transcript has a single exon. NCBI's taxonomy places the organism in Eukaryota, Fungi, Ascomycota, Eurotiomycetes, Eurotiales, Aspergillaceae.
AUGAUCCUCUACCCCGCCAGCCUAGACCAGCUCAUUAAUACCCGGCGCCAGUUCCACUCUAUCACUAUCCUUCCUCAUAUUCUCAACCCCCGAUUGAUAACAUCCCCAUCAGCUCAGCUGACAAAAUGUCCAACGAGAGAUAUUCUCAGCGACCCCUGCAGAUCCGUCAAAGUCGUCCGAGUAAAAGAGCGCUUCGCAGUCAAACUAGGCUUCUCCAUCGCACCACUAGAAGCAGAGAACAUGAAAUUCGUUGCUACUAACAGCAAAGUCCGCGUGCCAAAAGUCUACGAUGACUUUAUCGAUCCAGAGACCCAGAAACGGUACAUCAUCAUGGAAUAUAUCCCCGGUACCGAUCUGCAGAAGCUAGCACCAUCUCUUUCUGAAGACCAGAAGAAGAAAGUCAGCAAGCGUAUCAAGGAAGCACUUGAUGAACUGCGACGUAUUCCUUCUCAGGGGUACCUUGGGAACUUGAACAGCACACCUUACUACGAGGGCAUUCUCUCUACUCUUGAUCGUGACCCGAGCAUAUCUGGUCCCUUUGACAAUAAAGAACAGUUCAACCAGGGUAUAUUGAAAUGUCUAGGACGGAGGGAGUCGCAGCAUUACGUCCGCUUGCUUCAUCAAGCGAUUCAACGUACACUCAUAGGACAUAGGAUUGUCUUCACCCAUGCGGAUCUCCAGCCGAAGAAUGUCAUGGUUAAGGAACAGAAGGGGGUGUGUGAGGAUGGAAGUCCGGGUUAUCAGAUAACGAUUAUUGAUUGGGACUUGGCUGGCUGGUACCCUGAAUACUGGGACUAUUGUAAUUCGACGGUCUACUGCCAGGCGAAACCGGAGUGGCUUGAAUUGGUCCCGGAUGUCUUUGAUGAGUAUCCGGUGGAGUAUCUUAUGAUGCGGAUAUUCUACAUGUCAAUGUUUUAUUGA